Messenger RNA from Adineta ricciae, 1227 nucleotides. The record is from the annotation of a GenBank genome assembly. NCBI's taxonomy places the organism in Eukaryota, Metazoa, Rotifera, Eurotatoria, Adinetida, Adinetidae.
AUGAGUGACCCGGUAUUCUGUCAGUUGAAACAUAUACCGUCGAAGAGAGCUGGAGAACAACUUGCUUCUAAUAUCGAAACUUUUGUACGGCCGAAAAAAUUCGAUAGGAAAGGUAUAAGUAAUUGCGGUGAAGAUGGAAAUGGUACAAUUACAUUUACAUUGACACGUGACGAGGCUAAUAAAGUUCGUGAUCAACUUGCACAAGUGCUACCGAAUGAAAAGUCACCUGUUUGGUUUAAUAUUCUUUCGAAUCCUCUUGAUUCACUUAGGCCACGUUCAUUAGUAGCAACUACGACUGAUGUUCAUCAGCAAGGAACAACAUUUUCUGCAUCAUGUCAGUUUGGUUCACUUCGAUCAUACAACCAAUUUUAUUCUCAUGUUUCAUUCAAUGGUCAAGUUGUUCAACUUUCGUUCAUACCAGAUACCCUGCAUAUUGAAUUCGACGAUAAACGUAUUGUUAUUCCAUUUGUUUCAAUUCAGAAAAAGAAUAUUUUAGUUAACAAAGACAACGCAGAAAAUGGAAUCUAUGUUCUACUUCCACUUAAAUAUUCACCGAAUGUUUAUCGAAUGGAACCAAUCAAAGAUGAAGAUAAAACUACUAAAAAUUCAAAUAAGAAACCAGUUCGACUGUGUAGUGAUGAACGAAAUGUUGACUUUAUCAAAGAUAUUUCACAAUGUUCUGAUUUGGUUUUAUAUUUUGAACCACCAAAAGAAAGAGCUUGGGCGUUUCUUUCUUGUUUUCCAAUCGAUCGUCCUGGGCGAUAUCACAUAAAUUUUUCUACUUUCAAAAUAUCGGACUGGUUAAAAGAGUUUAAUAAAAAUCAAAGACCUGAUCCGUUUAGUUAUAGAAAUGCAUCAUUUCAAGAUCGUUAUGCGUUACAAAUGCUUAUUUCACUUGGAUUUGUAUUUCGAGAUAAAUGGGCACAAUUGACUGAUCAAGAACUGAACUGGAAUAGAUGGAAUGUCGACGACCGUUAUACUUUAUGUUGUUAUACGCUGGAACAAUUAAAGAACGAUCAUGGAUAUGAUUUAUCGCGAACUGCCAGAGAUUAUAAUGAAACGAGAAGAAAAGCUCGCGAAGCAGACGUUAAUAUGGAUGAGCAAGCAAUAUUAGUUGAAAAUAAACAGCGACUUAAAGUUGCUGUUUGUACAUUAACACCACUAAAAAUUAUAUUUCAACCACUUGAAGUUACAACUGGAAGUCGAGCUUUAAGAAAUCCUCAGUAA